Molecule: messenger RNA, 2054 nt
Organism: Diceros bicornis minor
Lineage: Eukaryota; Metazoa; Chordata; Mammalia; Perissodactyla; Rhinocerotidae
Gene: TMEM115
Product: transmembrane protein 115
Exons: 2
Coding region: 420-1475 (351 amino acids)
Biological process (GO): retrograde vesicle-mediated transport, Golgi to endoplasmic reticulum
Cellular component (GO): Golgi apparatus; membrane
Source: RefSeq, a predicted model, not a curated record
AGGGAGGAGGUACGGUCGAAGCCAAGACCGAGGCUGCCCGGAGGUGACCAGGCUUGACUCGAGCCCAGAACUAGGCUCCAGUCCGGCGCGGACCGUAGUGGAUGGAGUAGGCCAAGCUCUGAGAUCAACACCAGACUGGUCGGCCUGUCCUGGGGUCGGCAGGGCAGGCAGGUGUGCCGAAGCCGCCCAGGGCCUUCCUUCAGGUCCCCGGCGAGGGGCCUAGGCCCCGGCCCCGCGACCAGGCCCGGCUCAGCCCUUUGGGACCAGAGCCGACCCGGCCGGAAGUGGAGCCUUCACCGGGGCCAUAGGCCAGUGACUAGGCCGGGCCCGGGCCUCCCGUCGGGGCCGGACUGGGACGAGGCCCCGGGGAGGCCCCUACCCCUCUAGACCCUUCCCUCAGGCCGACACCCGCCAGGAAGAUGCAGCGCGCCCUGCCGGGCGCCCGCCAGCACUUGGGGGCCAUCCUGGCCAGCGCCAGCGUGGUAGUGAAGGCCCUGUGCGUGGCGGUACUAUUCCUCUAUUUGCUGUCUUUCGCCGUGGACACGGACUGCCUGGCGGUCACCCCAGGCUACCUCUUUCCGCCCAACUUCUGGAUCUGGACCCUGGCCACCCAUGGGCUGAUGGAACAGCACGUGUGGGAUGUGGCCAUCAGCCUGGCCACAGUCGUGGUGGCUGGACGUUUACUGGAGCCCCUCUGGGGGGCCUUAGAGCUGCUCAUCUUUUUCUCAGUGGUGAACGUGUGUGUGGGCUUAUUGGGGGCAUUUGCCUACCUCCUCACCUACAUGGCUUCCUUCAAUUUGGACUACCUUUUCACUAUCCGCAUCCACGGCGCCUUGGGCUUCCUAGGUGGUGUCCUGGUGGCACUCAAGCAAACCAUGGGGGACUGUGUGGUCCUGCGAGUGCCCCAGGUGCGUGUCAGCGUGGUGCCCAUGCUGCUUUUGGGGCUGCUGUUGCUGCUGCGGCUAGCCAUGCUGCUCCAGAGCCCGGCUCUGGCCUCCUAUGGCUUUGGGCUGCUCUCCAGCUGGGUGUAUCUUCGCUUCUACCAGCGCCAUAGCCGAGGCCGAGGGGAUAUGGCCGACCACUUUGCUUUCGCCACCUUCUUCCCUGAGAUCCUGCAGCCUCUGGUGGGGCUGUUGGCGAACUUGGUGCACAGCCUCCUGGUGAAGGUAAAGAUAUGCCACAAGACAGUGAAGCGCUAUGAUGUGGGUGCCCCAUCCUCCAUCACCAUCAGCCUCCCAGGCACAGACCCUCAAGAUGCAGAGCGGAGAAGGCAACUGGCCCUGAAGGCCCUCAAUGAGCGGCUGAAGAGAGUAGAGGACCAGUUCGUCUGGCCAAGCAUGGAUGACGAUGAAGAGGAGGCUGGGGCCAAGGUGGACAGCCCCCUGCCCUCAGACAAGGCCCCCACACUCCCAGGGAAGGGGGCUGCCCCAGAAUCCAGCCUGAUCACCUUUGAGGCCGCUCCCCCAAAGCUGUAAUUCCAGAUCACCUUGAGUGUAGCACCUUCUCUCCUAAGCCCUCCUUGACACCCUCUCAGCUACUCCAGGGCACUGACUGCUCUGAGGGGAGGAAAGAAGGCCUGCUAGGGUUUCCACAGCCUUCUGCUGUUUCUCGCCAACACUACCCAAGACUCUUGCUACAUGGUUCCAACUCCAGACAACCACUGUGCCAGGCAUGGGGCCUCUGAGGCAUCUGCCAGCCUAGGCCAUCUGAGGUAAAACUACCUCAGCAGGCAGCCCCAAGCAAGUGGCUGCAGGGACACUGGUGCCACAGCUCCUGGGCCAGCCCUCAUGCCUGAAAUUGGUUGCCGAGAGCCCUGACCCAAGGCAAGGAUUUGCCAAAAACAUUCUGGGGGUCCAGCCAGUGCAGGGCUGCAGUUCCCGGCCCACCCCCAGAAAGACUAUGUUCACGUCAAGAUUCCUGAUUCCCUCUGCUGUGGCCAUGGCUGCUUCUGGGCCAGAACAGCCACAGCUCCCAGGUGUUUUCUACAGGACCACUUGAGUGGGCAGCCGAGCCCAGGCUCACAGUAUCAAUAAAGCAGUUCUUUGAGGUCUGGC